Molecule: messenger RNA, 1758 nt
Organism: Penicillium vulpinum
Lineage: Eukaryota; Fungi; Ascomycota; Eurotiomycetes; Eurotiales; Aspergillaceae
Product: flavin-containing monooxygenase
Exons: 7
Coding region: 1-1758 (585 amino acids)
Source: RefSeq, a predicted model, not a curated record
AUGGAUCUCUUUCCAAGUGCCUUUGUGGCGCGUCCGUUGAAGAUUGUGGUGAUCGGUGCUGGCAUUUCGGGAAUCCAAUUUGCACACGAUGCAAGCACGUCAUUACCAGGUGUCGAUCUCCAAAUCUACGACAGGAAUCCUUCCUUGGGAGGAACAUGGUAUGAAAAUCGGUAUCCUGGCUGUACAUGCGAUGUGCCUUCCCACACUUACCAGUUUAAUUGGGCGCCCAAUCCAUCAUGGUCAUCGCUUUAUCCUCCAGCUCCUGAGAUCCACAGGUACUUGGAGGAUGUAGCCGACAGGCACAAUCUGCGCCGUUUCAUGACCUUCAACACCAAAUGUGUCUUGGCUCAAUGGAACGAAGAAUCUUCAAAAUGGAAAGUUGUUCUCCACGACGUAAUUUCCGGCGAAGAAAAUACCGUCUUUGCUGAUGUCUUUGUCUAUGCUGUCGGGCGGUUGAACAACUACAAGUUCCCCAAGAUUGCGGGCCAAAAAGCUUUCCAAGGAGUCCAAGUGCACACUGCAAACUGGCCAGCUGACAUGGUUGUCAAGGACAAGCGGGUGAUUGUGAUUGGGAAUGGUGCAAGCGCCGUUCAGUGCGUAGCAGCUUUGCAGCCAGUUGUUUCGCAAAUAACCAACAUUGCUCGAGGUCCAACGUGGAUUCUUCCACAUGCAGCGGCUGAAGAUGGUACAGUUCAGCGCGAAUACUCAACUGAACAGAAACAAGCUCUCUUGGCUUGCCCUAUGCGCUAUUAUGAAUUUUGUAUCUCAUUAGAGCAGAGACUUGCUGCAAGUUUCACGGGACUCUGGAGAGGGACUCAAUCUCAAGCCAAUUUUACGUCAUUGGCACAUUCAUUCAUGAAGGCCAAGAUCACAAGUCCCGAUCUUCUAAAUGCACUCCUGCCAGAAUUUGAAGCUGGCUGUCGUCGCUUCACCCCUGGUGGUCACUAUCUGGAUGCGUUGCAAAAGCCCAACGCCAUAUAUGUGCAUGACUCAAUCAAUAGGCUGACCGAGGAUAGCCUUAUCACUGAAUCGGGUGGGGAGUACAAGUGUGACAUAUUGGUAUACGCCACCGGAUUUGAGCCAUAUCAGCCACGGUUCCCGAUCACUGGUCGCGCUGGACGAUCGCUGAGUGAAGACUGGGAUCGUGAGGGACCUUGCGAGAGCUAUAUGGCCGCGAUGGUUGCCGAGUUCCCCAACUUCUUUGUCUUCAACCCCCCAAUCUGCCCUGUGAAUGGAUCGGCUGUCCCCGGAAUCCAGAGGGCAAGUGACUAUAUGAUUCGAGUCUUAUCCCGACUCCAGACAGACAAACUGCGAUCCGUAUCUGUGACGCCGCGGGCUCAACGUGCAUUUAACCAAUGGGUCCAGUCGAGAAUGCCUCACAUGGUCUGGUCUGGAUCGUGUAAAUCAUGGUACAAGAACGACAAUGGAAAGGUUGUUGUUCCUUGGCCUGGAACUGUCCUUCACUACUAUGCGGCGACCGAAAUUAUCCGCUGGGAAGACUUCGAUCUAGUCUACGAGAACCCCGAUGAGAAAUAUGCAAGUUUCGGCAAUGGUGUGACUAUUGAUGGAUUCGUACCUAAUCAGUUCCCCUGGGUCCAUCCCCCCACUGAUGUCCAAAAGCUAGAAAGGAAUGUGGAGCCAGCUUCCCAAGCCUUUACAUUUUCACCACCAAGCAACGUGUUGCAUCGUGUGACAAGCCAUUUGUUACAGUCGCUGGGUGCAUGGCUAAAUCCCGGUGAGCAACCAGCCAAGAUUUGA